GAUUUUGAUGGGUUCACUUCACAGCUUCUAACAGGCUGUGCAACUGAAGCGCCCAAGCCUUGUUUCUCGUCGACUUCACUAUCCUGACUGCUUUGUUUACUGUCGGUCCGUACACCAAAUUGCGCCUCACCACUUCUGCUAUGUCUUGCAGAUGAUCUCGUCUUCACACAUUCUUUUCUAUGUUGUCAUGAACGCUGCUCUUUUUCUAAUCACAGGAAACGAAACAUGUUCUCAGCCGCAGACAUCGGAGCACUUUGCCAGGGUUGAAAUCAUGAAGCUGGGAAGCAUCCAUAUUUUGCAGAACAAGGUCGACUUGAUCAGGCUCUUGAGCAAUUGUUGUAUUUAUUAAGGGCACGGUCAUCACUCAUCGUUCUGUUAUGCAAC
Messenger RNA from Suillus fuscotomentosus, 384 nucleotides. RefSeq lists its product as uncharacterized. Gene Ontology annotation, biological process: formation of translation preinitiation complex; positive regulation of translational fidelity. NCBI's taxonomy places the organism in Eukaryota, Fungi, Basidiomycota, Agaricomycetes, Boletales, Suillaceae. Bases 152 to 349 code for a protein of 65 amino acids. Gene Ontology annotation, molecular function: translation initiation factor activity; tRNA binding. Gene Ontology annotation, cellular component: cytosol; eukaryotic translation initiation factor 2 complex. The transcript has 2 exons. The record is from RefSeq and is a predicted model, not a curated record.